AUGAAUUCUAAACUUCUGGUGUUAUUGUGUGUAUCCGUAUUUGCCUCGAACAAGAAUGAUGGUCCUUCGUCAAGCAAGAGUGGUGCUUCUUCAUCAAGCAAGAGUAGUACUAAAGAAGGUCCUCCCUAUGUUUAUAAGUUUACUUCUGAUAAACCGAUUAAUUUUGUGCCUACGAAAGUGAUGAAGUUGACAAUUGAAGAGAAGCAUUUUAAGAUCGAUAAGGAUGGGAAUAAAAAGCUUUAUCAGACUCAGAAAACUGAGUAUAAGUAA
Messenger RNA from Vairimorpha ceranae, 270 nucleotides. RefSeq lists its product as hypothetical. The record is from RefSeq and is a predicted model, not a curated record. NCBI's taxonomy places the organism in Eukaryota, Fungi, Microsporidia, Nosematidae. The coding region runs from base 1 to 270 and encodes 89 amino acids. The transcript has a single exon.